CGGCAGCAGUCCGGUCAGAGGCAGCAGAGUGUCGGGGAACUCCAGCUGCUCCGCUCCGUAUAUUCCCACUGACCCUCCGCUUCAGGGAUUCAUUCAUCUCGGUCGGAGCUGCUGCUCGGGUCUGUCCGGACCGGAUCUGUCCACGCCGCCCCUCCAUCUGUCCGUCCGGCGUCUGGGAAGGUCAGACACAUCGUUCUCUGAUCAGCGGACCUGACAACUUUUCCUCCUUUUUAUUCCUCUGUCCUCUCCCUGAUUUUUUAUUUAUUUUUCAAUUUUGUUCAUUUUUUUUUUUUUUUGUUGUUGGCGUUCCAUCACCGGGAGGGUUAUUCCUGCCUUGAGCCGUCGCUGACGCUGCUUCCUCCCGCGUGGAUGUGAGGAUGGAUGGCUGACCUCGGAGCUCACUGAUUGGUUUGCUGAUCUUCACCUUUACCGCAGCUGCUGUCAUGGCCAAGAGCCCGGAGGUGAAGCUGGCCGUCUUCGGCAGAGCGGGGGUGGGCAAGUCAGCUUUGGUGGUGAGAUUUCUGACCAGACGCUUCAUCUGGGAGUAUGACCCAACACUCGAAUCAACAUACCGUCAUCAAGCCAACAUUGACGAUGAGGUCGUCACCAUGGAGAUUCUGGACACCGCAGGGCAGGAGGACAUCCAGCAGAAGGAGGGCCACAUGCGCUGGGGUGACGGCUUCGUCAUCGUGUACGACAUCACAGACCGGGGAAGCUUUGAGGAGGUGGGGCCGCUCCGGAGCCUCCUAGAGGAGGUGAAGAAGCCCAAAAACGUGCCCCUCGUCCUCGUGGGCAACAAGUCCGAUCUGGACCACAUCCGGCAGGUCGGCACAGAGGAGGGCGAGCGCCUGGCAGCUGAAAUGGCGUGCGCCUUCUACGAAUGUUCGGCAUGCGCCAACGAGGGCGGCGCCGUCGCCGAGGCCUUUCACGAGCUGUGCCGCGAGGUGAGGCGCCGCAAGGCCGUGCAGGGCAAGGCCAGGCGCCGCAGCUCCACCACGCACGUCAAACAGGCCAUCAACAAGAUGCUGACCAAGAUCAGCAGCUAGGGAAGAGCCGCGCCACCGCCAGAUGACACAGGAAAUGUACAUUUCUCUCAUGUAAAUUGUUGGUUCCGCAAUGGACGAAAUGUGACAGAUGUAGUGUGGAACGUACUCUUUGCUUAUUAUCUGGUCAUUUUCCAUUAAAAAGGACCCUCUGGGAGACGUUCAUGAUGUUCACUUCAAGCAUGGGAGCCUUAAAAGGAUGAUUUCGCACCCAAACGUUCGCUCAAAAUAAUCCUGGACACUGGUGAGAUGAUGAAUCAUUAAACCGGCGAGGGUCCCGCUUAUCCUCUCCCCUAACCCGCUUUGAUUUAGUAAUUAAGCCAGAUGGCAGUCUGACAACGAUGCAUGCAAGCUGUCCUGUUUAGCAUGCGAAGAAUCCAAGCAAUUUAUUGAUAUCGAACGAGAAGAAUGGUAGUUUCCUCUCCGUUCCUUCGCUGUCUGUAGGGGGAUAUCGUGUUGUGUAACUGUUCUGUCAGCGGCCAUCAGAGAAAAAUAAGAUCAGAGAGCUACUAUUAGAUCAAAGAUAACACACUGUCCCUUUCACAUCGCCACCCAAGGAAAAUCUCCACAGCCGUCAAUGGCUGUCCGUCAAACGAACCCAGUAAUGGAGUCCACAGUGUUCCGUUGACAUUAAGUGUUCCGCGGUGUUAGUCCGGGAUGUUUUCCUCAAGAUCUCCCCCUCAUAGGAACCAAAGCACAGGUUCAGAACAUUUUAAAGCGUAGAAGUGAAUAUUUUUCUCUACACCUACAAAAAGGUCCAUCCCAACACGUCACAGUCCGGGCAUGUUCUUCAUGGCUGUAAUUUGAAAACAGUACACUACAUUAUGUAUGAUACGGUACACAUUCCAAAGGCAUCUACAGUAGAAGAUACUGUAUUUGUUGAAAUGUAAUGUUUUUUUUUGUUUUUUUUUUCUUUAUGUAUGUGACCCGCUGUGCACUUGUAAUUAAAAACCAAGAUAUAUCCCGA
Acanthopagrus latus (yellowfin seabream) is the source of this 2010-nucleotide messenger RNA. It is a transcript of the gene rerg, whose product is annotated as RAS-like, estrogen-regulated, growth inhibitor. The record is from RefSeq and is a predicted model, not a curated record. The transcript is spliced from 5 exons. NCBI's taxonomy places the organism in Eukaryota, Metazoa, Chordata, Actinopteri, Spariformes, Sparidae. Gene Ontology annotation, molecular function: GTP binding; GTPase activity. The coding region runs from base 444 to 1046 and encodes 200 amino acids.